This is a messenger RNA of Anopheles gambiae (African malaria mosquito), 1641 nucleotides long. Its product is annotated as facilitated trehalose transporter Tret1. The transcript is spliced from 8 exons. Gene Ontology annotation, molecular function: sugar transmembrane transporter activity. The coding region runs from base 198 to 1592 and encodes 464 amino acids. The record is from RefSeq and is a predicted model, not a curated record. Lineage: Eukaryota; Metazoa; Arthropoda; Insecta; Diptera; Culicidae. Gene Ontology annotation, cellular component: membrane. Gene Ontology annotation, biological process: carbohydrate transport; transmembrane transport.
CGGCCAGCUGUUUAUCAGAGUAAACACCGCCACAGAUAGACUGCCAGUGCUCGGCAAGACGGACUGGCAGCCUAACUCCAUAGCUUCAUCGACGACGCGGGUGUAGUAGCCCGCGAGCGCACCAGGACGACAGAGCAGAACAGUGAGACCAACCAGGGCAGGUUCAUUACCUCCGCGUGACAAACUACCGCACCACGAUGGGCCAUGUGGGUGUGCUGCGGCAAUAUAUGGCCACCGUUUUAGUGAAUCUACUCGGUGUUAGCUAUGGAAUGAUCAGUGGCUGGUCCUCGUCCGCUCUGCCCACGCUGCAGACAUCCGCCGGUGAUGAGAGGCUGCUGGAGUCGGGAGCCAUUACGCUGCAGCAAGCGUCCUGGAUCGGUGGCGCCCUCUGUCUGGGUGGGAUUGUCGGUACGCUCGUCGGUGGUGCGAUUGUGGACCGGCUCGGACGCAAGUGGACGGCUUGGAUAGCGGGACUGCCGUUGGUCGUGUGCUGGGUGCUGGUCAUCGUGGCCAAUCAUCCCGGCUAUCUGAUGGGAGCUCGCUUUCUCGGUGGGCUGGCGGGUGGUAUUGAGUUUGUCGUAACCCCACUCUACGUGUCCGAAAUAGCCUGCACAAGUCACCGAGGUACGCUGUCCUCGUUGCUCAUCCUGUCGUGUUGUCUGGGCGUGGAGUUUGCAUAUCUUGCCGGUGCACUGCUGCAUUAUUACACCAUCCCGUGGGUCUCCGUCAGCAUUCCAGUGUUUUUUCUCGCAACCUUCUGUUUCCUGCCCGAAACUCCGUCCCAUUUAGCCAAGGUGCAAAAGCUUGCGGCUGCCGAACGCUCAUUGCGCUUCUUCCGUGGCAUCCGGUCGGAAAAGGACACUAUCGGGGAGGAUGAGUACGUCCGUGAGCUUCAGCUGCUACAGAGCGUACACGCCAAGGACGCAACCGUGCUAUCGUGGAGCGAUUUCACGAGCCGCCAUGCACAGCUUGGCUUGCUAAUCUGCCUGACACUGAUGGCGCUGAAUCAGUUCUGCGGUUGCUUCUACAUGAUGAACUAUGCCCAGUCGGUAUUUGCCGAGUCUGGCUCGGUGCUGAAUCUAUCGCCCAGCCUGUCGGUCAUUGUGGUCGGGUUGAUUCAGCUCAUCGGGUGCUACGUCUGCACGCUGCUAGUGGACCGUAUAGGUCGAAAGAUCCUGCUACUCAUCUCGUCCGUUGGGUUGACACUCGGACAGAGUGUCUUUGCGUCGUACUGCUACGGUCAGGAGCUAGGGUACGAUCUAACGUCGUUCAGCUGGCUGCCUUUGGUUUGCUUCUCCGUAAUCGUUUUCAUUGGCACAGUAGGCGUCGGAACGAUGCCGUUCGUUGUGCUGGCGGAAAUCAUGCCACAAAAGAUCAAAGGAUUCGCAACCACCUUAUGCAUGGUGACGAACUGGACGUUUGCAUUUAUUGCGCUGAAGUACUUUUCAACACUCAGUAUUGUUUUUGGCAUGUAUGGGUUGUUGCUAUUCUUUGCAAUCUGUUCCCUCCUGGGCAUGUUGUUUGUGUUGUUGGCAAUGCCAGAAACUAAGGGUAAAACCUUCCAUGAAAUAGAACGCAUUAUGGAGAAGUAAACGACACAAAAUAAACAUUCACGUGAAAUCAUUUUCUGAAAAAUACAAA